UCUUGCGAACGCGGGUAUGUCUGCCGGGGUUACCGGUGUUAUUGUUGUUGCUGCUAUUGACCGUGAGGCGGGAUCAACACACCAACACGGGCAGUUUGUGCGUCGACAUUCAUAUGAGCAUUCACGUCAGUGCGACAUCAGGCUUCAGCGCGCGGAGAGGAUCAGUAGCCCUUCGGAACUAGCGGAAUUGCGCAGGAUGCUGAGCACCAUAAGUAGCCUGGUAGCUGUUGCCAGUGACAGCCUCCAGCAGCUGGUCUCACAGAGCAGCACAAGGGCAACGUCCAAUCCGUCUUCGCUCAAGCGCUACACCCUCGACGACGUUGCGCAACACUGCUUCCACGACGACUGCUGGCUGGUCGUCCACAAUCGCGUCUAUGAUGUUACGUCUUUCAUAACCCAGCAUCCGGGCGGAGAAGAAAUCAUAUGGGAGCACGCAGGAAGAGACGCCACGCUCGCUUUCACCGGUGCAGGACACAGUCAGGACGCGGUAGUCAUACUCAAUAAGUACAUCAUCGGAGUCCUCGUUGAGGAAGAACACGUGAACAUCAUUUCGGACAUGGGCUUUCAAAUGGCCGUCUGCACAGAGUCCUAGGCUCAGUAACUUCAACCCUGGACGAACUUCUCAUAAGAGCGAUGAUCUCAUGAACUUUGUUGAUUUUCGUGAUCCCUCAUGCUUCACAUCGAAUUGAACGUGGCUGUUCGCUCAUCUAUUUAUUGUGUAUUCAUGAAAUGUGUUUGACUCGUAGUCAUCGUGUUGACACCUCGAUAUGGUGCGUUCUUGCUACGCAUCUAUUUAUGCAAUAAAGUGCCACGUUGUUAUGUUACAAAACA
This is a messenger RNA of Ornithodoros turicata, 831 nucleotides long. RefSeq lists its product as uncharacterized. The transcript is spliced from 4 exons. The coding region runs from base 17 to 592 and encodes 191 amino acids. Gene Ontology annotation, molecular function: heme binding. Lineage: Eukaryota; Metazoa; Arthropoda; Arachnida; Ixodida; Argasidae. The record is from RefSeq and is a predicted model, not a curated record. Gene Ontology annotation, cellular component: membrane; intracellular membrane-bounded organelle.